AGGCCGCCGCCGCUGACAGGAAUCGAGGGCGGCCCCGCGACGACCGCCCUCCGCCCGUCCUCCGGAGCGCGGGAACGAGCCCCGGGGGCCCAAGCCUCCGCCCCGACGCGCCCCCGCCCUCAGGUUCUCUGAUGGAUGGAGCGAGGCACUUAUCAUUUAGAAACUUCGGCCCCUUCUAGAUUUAAAGUCUCGGAGGUGCGCGGGCCCCGGUAGCGCCACCAUGUUUCGAAAUAGCCUCAAGAUGUUGCUUACCGGUGGGAAAUCGAAUCGAAAAAACAGGUCCAGCGACGGAGGGAGCGAGGAACCACCAGACCGGAGACAGUCAAGUGUAGACUCUCGGCAGAGCCGCUCUGGGCAAGGUGGCACCUCCACGGAGAGCGACUGUGCUUUUGAGCCCGACUAUGCUAUCCCGCCGCUCCCGGUGAGCGAAGGUGUGCAGCACAUUCGGAUUAUGGAGGGCGCGUCCCGCUCUCUCCCAUCCUCCCCCUUACUCGCCCAUCAGUCUGUCGGUGUGCGGCUCCAGCCCGUGAGGAAGUUGACUGGGGAUGCGGAACAGGAGCUCGGCCCCCCGCCAUCCGUAGAUGAGGCGGCAAACACACUCAUGACUCGCCUGGGCUUCCUCCUCGGAGAGAAAGUCGCGGACGUCCAGCCGGGGCCCCAGUACAGCAUGGAGGUGCAGGAUGAGGCUCAGACGUCAGCGGUGAGCCAGAGGAUCAGCCCCUGCUCCACCCUGACCAGCAGCACCGCCUCCCCGCCGGCCAGCAGCCCCUGCUCCACCCUGCCGCCGGCCGGGACCAAUGCGGCCGCCAAGGACUGCACCUUCGGAGCCGUCACCAGCCCCACCUCCACCCUCGAGAGCAGAGACAGCGGCAUCAUCGCUACUCUGACCAGCUAUUCCGAAAACGUGGAGCGCACAAAGUACGGAGGAGAGAGCAGUAAAGACUUAGGAUCUGCGGGAAACCUGAAACCUUGGCAGUCUCAGAAAUCCAGCAUGGACUCGUGCUUGUACCGCGUGGACGAAAACAUGACCGCCUCCACCUACAGUCUGAACAAGAUCCCGGAGCGGAACCUGGACACGGUCCUGUCGCAGUCUGUUCAGUCCAUCCCGCUGUACCUGAUGCCCCGCCCAAAUUCGGUAGCAGCUACCAGCUCUGCCCACUUAGAGGACCUGGCUUACCUGGAUGAGCAGAGACACACUCCUUUGCGGACUUCUCUCCGAAUGCCGAGGCAGAGCGUGGGCAGUGCCCGCACCCAGCAGGACCUGCGAGUUCGAUUCGCCCCGUACCGGCCUCCGGACAUCUCCCUGAAGCCUCUGCUCUUCGAAGUGCCCAGCAUCACCACCGAGUCCGUGUUUGUGGGCCGCGACUGGGUGUUCCACGAGAUAGACGCCCAGCUGCAGAGCACCAACGCCAGCGUGAACCAAGGGGUGGUGAUCGUGGGCAACAUCGGCUUCGGCAAAACCGCUAUCGUCUCCAGGCUGGUGGCCCUCAGCUGCCACGGCACGCGGAUGAGACAGAUCGCUUCCGACAGUCCUCAUGCCUCCCCAAAACAUGUAGAUUCCAGCCGGGACCCCUCUCUCACGCAACCGCCUUCGGCCCAUUCGUCCGUCACCAGCGGGAGCUGCCCCGGAACCCCGGAAAUGCGACGGCGCCAAGAGGAGGCCAUGCGGAGACUUGCCUCACAGGUGGUCGCCUACCACUACUGCCAGGCAGACAACGCCUAUACCUGCCUGGUGCCGGAGUUCGUCCACAACGUCGCCGCGCUGCUGUGCCGCUCCCCGCAGCUCGUCGCCUACCGGGAGCAGCUGCUGCGGGAGCCCCACCUGCAGAGCACGCUCAGCCUGCGCUCCUGUGUGCAGGACCCCACCACCUCCUUCCGCCGAGGGGUCCUCGAGCCCCUGGAGAACCUCCACAAAGAAAGGAAAAUCCCAGAUGAGGAUUUCAUCAUCCUAAUUGACGGACUGAACGAAGCUGAGUUUCACAAACCAGAUUACGGGGACACGAUAGUGUCUUUUCUGAGCAAGAUGAUUGGGAAAUUCCCGUCUUGGCUCAAGCUGAUCGUGACGGUCAGGACAAGUUUACAGGAGAUUACCAAGUUGCUGCCUUUCCAUAGGAUCUUCCUGGACCGACUGGAAGAGAACGAAGCCAUCGACCAGGACCUCCAGGCUUACAUCCUCCACCGGAUACACAGCAGCUCAGAGAUCCAGAACAACAUCUCCCUCAAUGGCAAAAUGGACAACACCACCUUUGGCAAACUCAGUUCUCAUCUCAAGACCCUCAGCCAAGGGUCCUAUCUGUACCUGAAACUGACCUUUGACCUCAUAGAGAAGGGUUACCUGGUCCUGAAGAGUUCUAGCUACAAAGUGGUCCCCGUGUCCCUCUCGGAAGUGUACCUCCUGCAGUGCAAUAUGAAGUUCCCCACCCAGUCUUCCUUCGACCGGGUGAUGCCGCUCCUGAACGUGGCGGUGGCCUCGCUGCACCCCCUGACGGAUGAGCACAUCUUCCAGGCCAUCAACGCGGGCAGCCUCACGGGCACCCUGGAGUGGGAGGACUUCCAGCAGAGGAUGGAGAACCUCUCCAUGUUCCUCAUCAAGCGCAGGGACAUGACGCGCAUGUUUGUGCACCCGUCUUUCCGGGAGUGGCUCGUAUGGAGGGAGGAAGGGGAAAAGACCAAGUUUCUGUGUGACCCCAGGAGUGGCCACACGCUACUUGCCUUCUGGUUUUCCCGCCAAGAGGGCAAGCUGAACCGACAGCAGACUAUUGAGCUUGGACACCACAUCCUCAAAGCGCACAUAUUUAAGGGUCUGAGCAAAAAGGUCGGGGUGUCAUCCUCCAUCCUGCAAGGUCUGUGGAUCUCCUACAGCACCGAAGGGCUUUCCAUGGCACUGGCAUCGUUAAGGAAUCUCUACACCCCCAACAUAAAGGUCAGCCGACUGCUGAUUUUAGGAGGGGCCAACAUCAAUUACCGGACAGAAGUUCUAAACAACGCCCCGAUCCUGUGUGUCCAGUCGCACCUGGGCUAUACGGAGAUGGUCGCUCUGCUGCUGGAGUUUGGAGCCAAUGUGGACGCCACUUCAGAGAGCGGCCUGACUCCGCUCGGGUACGCCGCCGCGGCCGGCUACCUGAGCAUCGUCGUGCUGCUGUGCAAGAAGCGGGCCAAGGUGGAUCAUUUAGACAAGAAUGGGCAGUGUGCUCUGGUCCAUGCGGCGCUCAGAGGCCACCUGGAGGUGGUCAAAUUCUUGAUCCAGUGUGACUGGACCAUGUCCGGGCAGCAGCAGGGCGUAUUUAAGAAGAGCCAGGCCAUCCAGCAGGCUCUCAUCGCUGCGGCCAGCAUGGGCUACACAGAGAUUGUCUCCUACCUGCUCGAUCUGCCAGAAAAAGAUGAAGAGGAAGUGGAACGAGCCCAGAUCAACAGCUUUGACAGCCUCUGGGGGGAAACAGCCCUGACAGCAGCGGCCGGAAGGGGCAAGCUGGAGGUGUGUCGCCUGCUUCUGGAGCAAGGAGCCGCGGUGGCCCAGCCAAACCGGCGGGGGGCUGUCCCGCUGUUCAGCACCGUGCGGCAAGGCCACUGGCAGAUCGUCGACCUCCUCCUCACCCACGGGGCUGAUGUCAACAUGGCCGACAAGCAAGGCCGCACCCCCCUAAUGAUGGCGGCUUCCGAGGGACAUUCGGGGACGGUGGACUUUUUACUGGCGCAAGGAGCCUCCAUUGCGCUGAUGGACAAGGAAGGGCUGACGGCCCUGAGCUGGGCGUGCCUCAAGGGCCACCUGUCGGCGGUGUGCUCCCUUGUGGAGAACGGAGCGGCCACGGACCACGCCGACAAGAACGGCCGCACUCCAUUGGACCUGGCGGCAUUCUACGGGGACGCCGCAGUGGUCCAGUUUCUGGUGGAUCACGGAGCCAUGAUCGAGCACGUCGACUACAGUGGGAUGCGUCCGCUGGACCGGGCAGUGGGCUGCCGCAACACUUCCGUCGUCGUCACCCUUCUGAAGAAAGGAGCCAAGAUAGGUCCAGCUACGUGGGCGAUGGCCACCUCCAAGCCUGACAUCAUGAUCAUCCUGUUGAGCAAGCUGAUGGAGGAGGGAGACAUGUUCUAUAAGAAGGGAAAAGUGAAGGAAGCUGCCCAGCGCUACCAGUAUGCCCUGAAGAAAUUCCCCCGGGAGGGCUUCGGUGAGGAUCUCAAGACUUUCCGGGAGCUAAAGGUGUCCCUUCUCCUCAACCUCUCCCGAUGCCGCAGGAAAAUGAACGAUUUUGGAAUGGCGGAGGAAUUUGCUACUAAAGCCCUGGAGCUGAAACCGAAAUCUUAUGAAGCUUACUAUGCAAGAGCGAGGGCAAAACGCAGCAGCAGCAGGCAGUUUUCAGCAGCGUUGGAGGACCUGAACGAGGCCAUCAAGCUGUGCCCGAACAACCGUGAGAUUCAGCGGUUGCUAAUGAGAGUGGAGGAGGAAUGUAGGCAGAUGCAGCAGCAGCAGCAGCAACAGCAGCAGCAGCCGUUGCCCGUGGAAACCGAGCCCGAACCCCAGCCUGAAGAUCUCUACUCCGUCCAAGACCUCUUCGAAGAGGAGUAUCUGGACCAGGAUGUGGAAAACGUUUCCGUCGGCCUGCAGACCGAGCCGCGGCCCAGCCAGGGGCUGCCCAUCCUCCAGAGCCCCCCGUCUUCUCCCGCCCACCGGGAUUCGGCCUAUCUCUCGGGCUCCCCCAUCGGGUCCCACCAGGCGUUCGACUUCCGUUCCAAUAGCUCGGUCGGCUCUCCCACCCGGCAGGGCUACCAGCCCACCUCCCCCGCGCUCUCCCCGACCCACCAGAACUCGCACUACCGGCCGAGUCCUCCCCACACCUCGCCGGCCCAUCAGAGCGGGUCCUACCGCUUCAGCCCGCCGCCGGCGGGCGGCCAGGGGAAGGACUACCCGAGCCCGCCCCCCUCGCCUCUCCGGCGGGGCCCCCAGUACCGGGCCAGCCCCCCGGCGGAGAGCAUGAGCGUCUACAGGCCGCAGUCCGGCUCCCCCGGGAGGUACCAGCAAGAGGCCGGCCCCAGCCAGCUGGCCGGUCGGCCCAAGUCUCCGCUGUCCAAGAUGGCCCAGAGGCCCUACCAGAUGCCCCCGCUUCCGGUCGCCGUGCCCCAGCCGGGGCUCCGGCUGCAGCCCGCCAAGGCCCAGAUCGUCCGGAGCAACCAGCCGAGCUCGGCCGUGCACUCGAGCGCCGUCCUGCCCGGCGGGGCCUACGGCCAGAGGGCCCACUCUAUGGCCGGCAAGUACCCGGGGGCCGCCCAGGGGGAGCCGGCGGGAAGCCAGAGCCGGCUGGUCUACCAGGGCUCCAUGGGGGGGAUCAUCGGGGACGGGCGGCCCACGCAGCACGUGCAGGCCAGCCUGAGCGCCGGGGCCAUCUGCCAGCACGGCGGGCUGGCCAAGGAAGACCUGCCCCCGCGGCCCUCCUCGGCCUACCGCGGGGGCAUGAGGUACAGCCAGACCCCGCAGAUCGGCCGCAGCCAGUCGGCGUCCUACUACCCGGUGUGCCACUCCAAGCUGGAGCUGGAGCGCGCCACCGACAUGGCCCACCUGAUCAGGAGGCCCGUGGCGGUGGCGGCCGUGGCGGCCGCGGCGGCGGCGGCCAACCCCGGUGACGCCAAGCCCCACCCGCCGACCCCCCGGCCGCUCUUGCACUCACAGAGCGUGGGCCUGCGCUUCUCGCCGUCCAGCAACAGCCUCUCCUCCUCCUCCGGCUCCGGGCUGGCCCCCACCUUCCGCCCGUCCUCCUCCUCCUCUUCCUCCUCCUCCUCCGGCCAGCAGAUGGACAUCCCGCUCAAGCCCGCCUACGACAGAGCCUGUGACGAGCUCUCUCCGGUCUCUCCCACCCAGGGGGGCUACCCCAGCGAGCCCGCCCGGUCCCGGGCCACGCCGUUCAUGGGCAUCAUAGACAAAACGGCCCGGACUCAGCAGUACCCCCACCUCCACCAGCAGACCCGCACCUGGGCCGUGUCUUCGGUGGAUUCGGUCAUCAGCCCGACCUCCCCGGGCGGCCUGCCCCAGCCCGAGUCCUUCAGCCCCCCGUCUUCGAUCGGCAACAUCGCCUUCUACAACAAAACCAACAACGCCCAGAACGGCCACCUGCUCGAGGACGACUACUACGGCCCCCACGGGCUGCUGGCCAACGGGUCCCGCGGGGACCUCCUGGAGCGGGUCGGCCAGGCGGCCUCGGCCUACCCCGACGUCAAGGUGGCCAGGACACUGCCCGUGGCCCAGGCCUACCCGGACAACCUGUACCGGCAGCUCUCCAGAGACUCGCGGCCUGGCCAGACGUCCCCCAUCAAACCAAAGAGACCGUUUGUGGAGUCUAAUGUGUGAGAGACCUUUGUUGCGGUGAGACCGUCUGUUUUCAGCACACCUUUCCGGGCUUGAUUUCCACCUCUGGGGGAGUUCUCACGGACUGUCUGUGUGGUGUUCGGAGACGGCCGGGCCCCUGCUGGAAAACCCUUUGCAUGCAGCUGACCGGGAAGCCGGCCUCAGACGGCCGCCAGCGUCGCUGGGUCCCCUUCCCGGAAUCCCCCCCACCCGCCGAGGGCUCGCAGGCCUGCGCGCUCUCUCUCUUUCUUUCUCUCUGUCUCCCUCUCUCUCUUCCUCCCUUCCCCAGCCCUCUCCCUCUCUCCCCCUCCCGCUCACCCUCUUCCUCUGUCUCUCCAGCUGCCACCUAGCUUUCCAUACAGUAGAAUUUAGCCCGGUUAGACAGCAGACAUCCCAGUGAGAGGAGGAUGGACUGGCUUGUUCCCGGAGACGAUUAUUGCGCACACUGAGAUCACUCCUGUUCUCGUUGGGUGUAUACCUCUUUCUCCUUUUUUGGUUUUUCUUUUCUACGAGAGAUCCGCGUUCAUUUCCUCUCGGAGUUCUCCAGAGAGGGUUGCCCCUCGACCUUUGCGGUCAUAUCCGAUGUCUCCCCCACCGCACCCGCCCGAUGCCCUGGUGGUUCUGAAAAAGCAACCCUUCCCGUCCCUUGCCCCUCCCCCAGAAGCCGGUUCUGGAGAGCUAGAAUCGCUUGCGGGAUGGAAGAAGAGGGUACUGUUAAAUGAGGGGAGCAAGCCUAAGGUGGAGGGGCCUUUCCGGGAGUCGUUCCGGAAACAUUUGGACCAGUAGUCCCUUUAACCGGAUCAGCCAGGCCGGGGACCGGACCCCACUUCUGACCCCAGGAUGGCCAGGCCCAGCGGCCCAUGAAGUCUGGGUGGGUCAGCACGGGUCCGGGACGGGGCAGGUAGCCGGAGGGGCCGCCGGCCGUGGGGAAGCAGCUUGGCGAGAGGCUGUUUCCGUGCCCUCCCUGACCUGGGCAGUCCCCUCCGCCCCAGCCUGGCCCCUGGGCGGUGGACCCCCUGCGGACCGCUAGCACUGGCCGAGCUCCCAUUUGUGGCCGGGGAGAGGGGGUUCGGGCCGGGAACGGGAAGAGAGCCGGCCGAGCCUCUCCCCGGGAGGCAGCCCACCUCCCAACGGCCACCGGAACAGGAGAGGGCCCGACGGCCUCCCGGGAGCCUCUGACGUCUCGGGGAGCGGGCCGCUCCCAGAGUGAGGCUGGCGGGCUGGGGGUCCGGGCACCUCGCCGCUCCCUGGGGCUGGAGGGGAACAGGAAAGGGCGGGAAAAGGAGCAAGGUUCCUGGAAGCUGCGAGAUCCGUUCCUGACGUCUCCAGGCGGGUUCUGCUGGGUGCCAGACCUGUUGAUCCCCCGUGAGCAUUUUGACUCCUCUUAUGCUGAGAGUUUCAAAGCUGGUGAUUCGGUUUGGGCCCUGGAUUUCAGGAGUGCUUUUACCAUUUCUGGGAAUUUUUGCUGUGGGAUUUCUUUUCUCUCUGCUUUUUAGUCAGACCCACUGAUAUGAAGACAAGGCCUCUUCUAGUUCGGGUCUGGGGACAGGGCCGGGACCAGGGGCAGAGGCGAGGGCAGGACCGCUCUGUUGGAUCAUUUUCCACUUCUCAAAGAUGUCGUCUCCUGACAUACUGACGCAGUUCUGUUUCUCAGUGCCUCCGGGCCCCUGCUGGGCAGCGACGCUGAGGUGUGUUGGAACUAAAGCCAAGUCGGGAUGUCCUGUUAACUUCUGGAGCUAAACAACAGAAAAGGAGGCCUACGCUGCCAGGAGAAAGUUGGCUUUUGUUUAUGAAGGGCUGCUGGAACCUGGUUGUAGCGAGGGGCAGACUUACUGACCGAAGGGCCAGCCGUGCCCAAAUCUCCCUUGGGGAAGAGGUACAGGGCGGCUGCCCGGGGCUUGGGGGGGCUCUUGGCUUCUGCCUUUGCCACUGCCUGGCAGAAACCCAUGCCCAAGGAUGAUGCCAGGACAGGGUCACUCUGCGGCGUGGAGACUGCCAUUUUGGCCUGUGCCCCAAGUUUCCGCCUCAGAAACUUGUAGGAGACUGACCCAUCUCGCCCACAGCCGGGCCGAAAGGGGCAUCGAGCUUCCGGGGGGCGUUCGUUCUCUUUAGUUUGAGGGUCACAGAGGUGAUGCAAUCUGAAAAUCUCAGUGCAAAGCUAUAAACCCACGAGGGACUCAGGCUCCUUUUCCCCAUCCUGCUGGGGGAGGGUCACCCCGUGUGGAGCCUCUUUCCACCUCACCCCUGCUGAGGGGUUGGGAUUCCAUCAUUAGUACUUAUUGUCUACUCUGUGCAGAGCACUGUACUGAGCGCCUAGAA
Messenger RNA from Ornithorhynchus anatinus (platypus), 8656 nucleotides. RefSeq names its product tetratricopeptide repeat, ankyrin repeat and coiled-coil containing 2 (gene TANC2). Lineage: Eukaryota; Metazoa; Chordata; Mammalia; Monotremata; Ornithorhynchidae. Gene Ontology annotation, biological process: regulation of dendritic spine morphogenesis. The transcript is spliced from 27 exons. Bases 221 to 6340 code for a protein of 2039 amino acids. Gene Ontology annotation, molecular function: protein binding. Gene Ontology annotation, cellular component: dendritic spine. The record is from RefSeq and is a predicted model, not a curated record.